UGUGAACGGUAGAUCACGAUGCCAUUACAACAAGUCACAAGCUGUGGCGUCACUUCUGAUGUGUGUCUGAACACGGAUGUAGUCUGUGUAAAACUAAAGUUAAAACACAGAGGAGGAUCUUUGGAAUGAAAUGCCAAUCGCGAAAAGACUAUCUUACGUGGUGUAGAUCUUUGCCUAGAAGUGGAACUCGUGGGCACGUUUCAGUGUAAUUGUUUAUGUUUACAUCUUGUUCAAUUGAUACGCUGUAGAAUGUAGAGCGGCAUACUUAUUCACUUUCAUGGAUUACAUGCUUUACCAUGGGAUUUGAGCAGCAUUUUACGCUGAUAAAGCAAGGGGCAGAGGCAAAACUUUAUAGAGGCUCAUAUCUCGGAAAGCCUACAAUAGUGAAGGAACGAUUCAAGAAGAGUUACCGCCACCCCGAUCUGGAUGAUUACCUAACAAAGGAAAGAAUAAAAGGCGAAGCUCGAGCUAAUCUCCGGUGUAAGAUGGCAGGUUUACGUACUCCAGCAAUUUAUUAUGUGGAUUUUGAAACCAGAAGAAUAUUCAUGGAAGACCUCCAUCAUUGUGUGACUGCGAAAGAUUUCAUAACGAAUUUACAAGAGAAUGGAUCAUCUGUCGAACAUACUCGUACGGUGCUAGGAAAACGGCUGACUGAUUUAGCACAUGAGAUUGGGAAAACUAUAGGUAUUAUGCACGCCAAUAACAUAAUACACGGUGACCUAACUACCUCGAAUAUUCUUUUAAAUAACGAAGGGACUAUUGUGAACAGUUUGGUUUUAAUAGACUUUGGUCUUAGUUACAUAGAGUCAAAUGCAGAGGAUAAAGGUGUUGACUUAUACGUGCUUGAAAGAGCAAUAAUCAGCACGCAUCAAAACGCAGAUUUAUUUUUUCAAGAAGUAGUGAAUGCAUAUAAAAAACAGAACAAGAAGCAAUCUGCUGACGUUUUGAAGAAACUGGAAGAUGUGCGAGCAAGAGGUCGAAAACGGACAAUGGUUGGAUAAUUUCUGUUUGACGGUUAGAGCAAAUUGCAGAACCCAAGAACAAGUAAUGAGACAAUGGUGGCCCUGUGUUGCUUUCCCAGUACUAUACCAAGAAAUAAAACUUGACAUUGAUGUAGGCUUAUGUGGAAAACUUUGCUUCAAAUAUAUAGAACUACAGUUGCAAUUUGAAAUAUUGUAGUAUUUCUGUGACGUAUUACAUUCCCCUGAUUGAGUACCUGUAGUAGUUCCAUUCAAUAUUCAUAUUCCAUAUCUAUUACCUGGACAAGCUCCGUGACUAACCACUCCAACUAAUAAAGUGGCUCGGUGAUUAAGACACUGAACUCACAUUUGGAAGUCAUAUAUAAUUGAAAACUAAAAGCCUCAGGCAGUCCAGAUUUAGGAAUUUUGUGGAUUUCUGAAAUAUUUAAGGCAGCUGCUGUGAUAUUUAUAUUGAUAAAGGCAUAUCGAAUUUCCUUUCCCAUCAUUGUUCAGUCUAAGGUUGUGCACUGUCUUUAUUGACCCUUGAUGAUACUUUCAAUUGUAACCAUUUGGCAUUUCCACCUCUCCCCACAAUAGCUUUAAAUUUGUUGCUUUAUAGUGCCUGAAUUGCGUUUAGGGCUGAAUUUAGAUGUAUUAUAACUUGUCAUUGACCCAUUCUCAUUGUUGAUUAUCUACUGAUGAUAUCUUAAUGGUCUCCUCCUAUACUGCUCACUACUUCAACCUUAUUUUAUCUUAUCAUCACUUAUGUGAAUGCCAACUAUCUCACAAAGUUUCACAUUUCCAGGCUAAUAUGUAUUGCUCCUGUAGGGACUGCAGAGACAGAGUUACAACAUUUACAGAGGCAUUUCAACAGUCAUUCUUCCCAAGCUUCGUAUUCAGUUGAAAUGGAAAAAAACCUUAACAUGUGGUACAUUUCUCAGACGCUCUGCUGAGCAGCUUACAGUUGUUUGCAUAGUGUAUAUAUGUAGGUAUAGGUGUAAGCUGCCACUACCUUGCUGGGGCCUUUUGAGCUGUUCUUAAUCAUGUCUCACCAUCCUCACUCACCUGUUAUUUCCAUAUUUUCUUUUCUGCAACUAACAGUUCUGAGGCUACUACAUACAAAUGUGAAGCCACACUGCCAAGAGAGAGAAUAAAUGUGAAAGUGCUGCAGAUGUAUGUGCUGAUUUAAGUAUUAGCAUUCGAAAACUUAAAGUUCAAUAUUCAACACUGUUUGCCUAUCUUACACGUGACACUACUUAUGUGUUAUAUAUGGUCAUUGACUGCUCACUCCAUAGAUUAUCAAAUGAAUUUAAUAUACCAAUAGCUCAUGUUUACAAGAAAAUAAAUUUGAUGCUGAAAUAAUGAUUUUGACAAUCAUAAAUAAAUUGUAUACAGUUUAGUUAUCACACAAUCUACUACUGAAUGACGUAGUUUGUUGAUUAAUUUUAUUGUCAUUAUAAUUAUUGACCACCUCACAGAUACCUUGCAUAGCCCGUGAAAUAGGGAGGUGAAAUGAUAUGCAAUUAAAACGAUGUUGCAGAUGAGCAAACAUCGAUGUCAUCUACCAGCCCAUUCAGAUGUAGUUUUGCAUCCAAGCAGUUCUGGCUGUCACUGAAAUAAAAAAGGUGUUUAUAUUUUA
Molecule: messenger RNA, 2598 nt
Organism: Schistocerca gregaria
Lineage: Eukaryota; Metazoa; Arthropoda; Insecta; Orthoptera; Acrididae
Gene: Prpk
Product: EKC/KEOPS complex subunit TP53RK
Exons: 2
Coding region: 297-1001 (234 amino acids)
Biological process (GO): protein phosphorylation
Cellular component (GO): cytosol; nucleus; EKC/KEOPS complex
Molecular function (GO): protein serine/threonine kinase activity; ATP binding
Source: RefSeq, a predicted model, not a curated record